CAUUGGCGUUUUAACUGUGGACGGUUGCUACUCGCACUCGCUGGCGGAUUAACGGCAUAAAUAUUUACAUAGAUAUAUCUAUUUCACAUACAUAUAAACAGUUAUAUCUGGAGCUACUAUGUACUAGUAGAGGGGAAGCGUUUGAAGACGAAAAAACUUUCAUUCUUAACGAUUCACAUUAAAUGCAAAUCCCCACAAAAUUAUUGUUACAGACGUUUAAAAGUAUAUAGAAAAAAUCUGCACAAGAACAGUUGAUAAAGGAAACUUAAAAUAACAACUUAAAACAAAAAUAAACUUAAAAUAAUUAAAUAAAUUAUAUUAAAAUAUAUAUAUAUUCAAUAAGCGCUAUAAACUUAAAAGUAAACCUUCAGACGCAAGGUAGAACACUAAACCAAUAGUUUAAAAGGAAAUCGUUUGAAAGACAAUACGCCCAUCAACACACCAAAAAAAUUACAAUGGCAGAUAAAAAAAUUGGUGAAUACUAUGCACCACCUGUGAAAAUGGGCAAAUGGGAGGGUUUCAAAAAAUUCCUAUGGAACAGUGAAACUAGCCAAUGCCUUGGACGCACCGGAUCCAGUUGGGCGAAAAUUCUUCUAUUUUACAUAAUAUUUUAUGCGGCGUUAACUGGUUUUUUUGCUGCAAUUUUCACUGUAUUUUAUCAAACAUUGGACAAUGAAAAGCCAAAAUGGAUGCUUGACAAUGGCUUGAUAGGGUCUAACCCAGGUCUAGGCUUUCGACCAAUGCCACCGGAAGCGAAUGUUGAGAGCACAUUAGUUUGGUACGAGUCAUCAAAGAAGGAUAACUAUAAGUACUGGGUGGACGAGACUUCACGUUUUCUGAAAUAUCACACGUACCAAGAUCUUGAGAAGCAGAAUCAAGUGAACUGUAGCUUUGAACAUCCACCACAAGACGACAAAGUCUGCGGCAUUGACUUCUCCAGCUUCUCGCCAUGUACAGCUGACAACAACUUUGGCUACCACGUUGCCCGGCCAUGUAUUUUCCUUAAGUUGAAUAAGAUUUACAAUUGGAUACCAGAAAUUUACAACGAUUCUAAGACCUUGCCAGAUCAUAUGCCAGAGGAACUAAAACAGCACAUCAAGGAAAAGCAAAGUCUUAGGCCCAAUGAAACAAAUGUAGUUUGGGUCUCGUGCGAGGGAGAAAAUCCCGCUGAUGUCGAGAACAUAAAAGCACGUGACUACUAUCCCCGCAUGGGGUUUCCUCGUUACUAUUUUCCGUUUAAAAACAUUCAGGGAUAUAUACCGCCCAUUGUUGCUGUUCAAUUUACCGUUGAAACCGGCGUUUUGAUCAAUAUUGAAUGUAAAGCUUGGGCCCGCAACAUUAAUCACGACCGUUCAGACAGAAGAGGAUCCGUUCACUUCGAGUUGAUGGUUGAUUAAGAGAGUCGUUACGAAGAUGUCAUUGGUGAGAAGAGACCGGCCGUAUUAUAAAGUGGUCAUCGAAAAAUAUAUGAGAAAAUAAAAUAAAAUAAAUGAAUGGAAUCUAGAAAAAACUGGCAACAAAACCCACACAGAAUAGAUACAAGAAAAAUGUAGUAGCGCAGAAACGACAGGUUAUUGCAAAAAAAAAAAAACAAAACAAAAAAAUUAACGUGCGAAAUACAGCAGCAACCAAAGAGAAAACUAAUAAAAAAAAAGCUACAAAAACCAAUGAAAACCUUUAAGAGAAAAUAAACCUUGCCCAAUAAAGCAAAACAAAAUGCUUAGAAUAUAGAACCCUACCCAACGCUAGAUAAACACCGCCUCACGCAUAUUCACACAAAAACCUUAAUUUUUAAUCAUAGCUUCUUUUUCACAGCAAAUAGGCAGAAGCAAAGAAACAACAAGUACUACAAACAAGAGUACUAAAAUUCUAACCUAUAUUGUACUUAAACAAUUACCAAAGUUCAGUACCUUAUCCCAUCAUCGCAAAAUAUAAUGUAAAGGUUUUUUAAAUAUCAUUUGGUUUAUUCAAUAUAAUGUUAACUUCGAAAAAUUAUAAUUACAUAAUGCCUAAUACUUUUUUGUGUUAAUACUGCGUUCACAAUGCAACGAGAACAUAAAUUGUAGUUUCUUGAAAAGAAUUAAACCACAACUGGAAUUAGAAAACUAAAUCGAAAAAAUCUUUAUGAAUUAUUAAAUAAAGGAAAACUGAAAGCAAAUCAAGGCAUAUAUCUACUGAAGCCUCUUUAUUUAUUCUUGAGAUCACCGAUGGAUGAAUCGCAUUAAAAUACAUAAAUUAAAUUAAUAAAACCGAAGAACACAGAAUAAACUGCAGAGAUAACUGAGUAAAAUGUAAAAAUAUUACGGGUUGCAAUAAUAAUGAACAUAUAAAAUUUAAAUAUAUAAUGUAUACUACACUACAGAAAUAAAUUCAAGUUGCUUUACCCAAUUUACCCGUUUCCAUCAUAUGUAUGUUUUACAGCGAAAUCCAGGGAAGUUAAGAAUUUCUUAGUUCACCCGUUCGCAUAGUUAAGUUUCUCACUGUAUAACUGCAAUAUACAAUAUGUAUAUUAUAUUAAAUUUUGUUAUUUACUCACAGGCAACCCGUUGACCAGAUUGUGAAAAUAAUAAGAGAAAUUUGAGUCUCCUCUUUUCCAUCCACUUAACAAGAUAAAUUUCUUUGAUUCGUAUAAGGUAUUGAGCCAUAUAAAUGAUAGUCUAUAUAAUAAGCGUAAUUUCACAAAAAGAACUUAAACAGAAAUAUCUCAAGAGAAAAUAUUUCACUUAAUUAAAAGAAAUCGAAAUUGAAAAAUUGAUGCCAUGUCCAUUUCUAUUGCAAAUUUGGUAUGUGGACUUCAUUAUUUUUUGAAGUCGCAUUUGACUUCAUCAAAUUUAUUAAGUUUAACCAGUGUACGUUAUUAAAAUAUAAUCUUUAAAAUACCAUGUAAAAUGGUUCGAAAAUGUAAUACGGAAAUGGUUUUCUAAAAUCUUUGUAGUGCAUGUUUUCCUAAGACUAAGCUUAACAAAUUAUUAAAUAAAAGUAUUAAGUUAAGUAGUAAAACGAAAUUACCAAAACUUUUAAUUUUUAACCAAAAGUUAUGGUUGGGAGAUCAUUUGAAAUAUAUUUAUCCUUCAGGUAACCGCGGGCAAAAAUACCUUUAAAUUGUGCUUGCUUAUUCAUUUAUUUCUUUUACACACAAAUUUAAACUUGAAUAUUUUUUUAAUUUACAAUUUUCCUGGUAAAGCGUCGUUGAAUCUUAAUAGAUUAUCUCGGGUAACAUCAGAAUUCAUUAUUUUUAUUAAUAAAUAUAUUCUAAACAUAUAAACACAUAAAAACAAACUAACAAUUAAAUAUUUUUCCCAGCUGCUUAUAAAUUAAAAAAAUUAUGUUCAUCAGUUGCUGAUUGGAAUGGUCUGCCAGCGGCUGCCAAUAACUCGCUAUGAUUCGUUUUCGAAUAAAAUAUUACUUUAAAGACUAAACUUUAUUUAAUAAAAUUAUAUUUAACAAGUAUAUAAAUAAACUGCCAUUUUUAAUGCAUUAAUAAAAACGUAGAAAAAACCAUAAAAAAUUGAACUUUUGUAAGUAAGCCGGCGACAAAAGUUUUUCAAUGAUUGUUUUAGAAAUUUAAAAAAGUCACAUAUUUAUAAAUAUGCCCAAUGUUCAGAUUUCGCUACCAAAAAGUUUUCUAAGGUCUCCCACAGAGAAGUCAAACACACUGGAGCGUGUGUAUGAAUCAACGAUAAUUGAUCAAAUUUUCGUUUUAUAAUAAUUGGUAUAAAUUAACGAAAAAGUAUGAAACAACUAGUGGCAUUACCAAAAUUAAAUGAAAUAGAAAAAAAGUGUAUUUAUAUUAAACUAUAUAGCUCUAAGAAAGAAUAACAUUUACAAAAUGUAUGCAAAUAUAUAUAUGUUAUAUGCAAAAAAUUAAAAAAUGUAAGUAUGCAUUCAUUUAUAAUUCUUGGUUUACCACUAAAACCUUUUCAACCAAAAGCGCAGACCGCAGUACACGAACAGUAUAAAUUCAAAAACUACAAUUUAUCAUUCGUAGAAAUAACUUGUUUAUGUUUUCUUUAAAAGUUAUUAGACCUAAAGUAACAUAAAUCAAUAAUACGAAUUUGAUUUUCUAGUCAGGUGUAGGAAUUUCAAAAAUAAAUCCCAAACUGCUCUUACGACAUCUUCAUUAAAAAGAGAAAAUUAUUAAAUGGGAAACAAAAC
This is a messenger RNA of Drosophila sechellia, 4155 nucleotides long. RefSeq names its product sodium/potassium-transporting ATPase subunit nervana 3 (gene nrv3). Gene Ontology annotation, cellular component: sodium:potassium-exchanging ATPase complex. Gene Ontology annotation, biological process: sodium ion export across plasma membrane; intracellular potassium ion homeostasis; intracellular sodium ion homeostasis. The transcript has 9 exons. Bases 456 to 1397 code for a protein of 313 amino acids. NCBI's taxonomy places the organism in Eukaryota, Metazoa, Arthropoda, Insecta, Diptera, Drosophilidae. Gene Ontology annotation, molecular function: ATPase activator activity. The record is from RefSeq and is a predicted model, not a curated record.